Molecule: messenger RNA, 985 nt
Organism: Lactuca virosa
Lineage: Eukaryota; Viridiplantae; Streptophyta; Magnoliopsida; Asterales; Asteraceae
Source: the annotation of a GenBank genome assembly
CAAUCUUCAUUACACCUUAAAUUCAAUGUGUGCUUGUUUGUGCAUGCAUGUACAUGUGGUUUGAAAAUUAGGGUUCUGAAAAAGAUCGAUGGAGAUGGAGGAAGGUUUGGUAGUGAGAGGGAAUAUUGAGAUUGAUAUGCGGAGACCAUUCAAGUCCGUUAAAGAGGCUGUCAUGUUGUUCGGAGAAAAAGUUUUGGCCGGAGAGGUCUAUGCCGGCCAGCAGAUCAAACAGGCUGAGAGCAUUGUUGAUCAAAGCAAUGUCAACCAGUACCGAACAAAAGUUGGAGCCAUAGCAGCAGAGCUUGAAGAGACGAAACAAACCCUAGAAAAAGCAAAAGAGGAGGACACAUGCAUGGCUUACUACCUCGCAUCGCUCAAACAAGAGCUAGAAGAGACCAAGUCUGAACUCAAACAAUUGAAGUCGAGAAAAGAAACAUUUCAUCCAAAACAGCUUUCGCCUGUUGAUAAGGAGAUAGAAGAGAUCAAAUUCAUUCAAAGAGCGGAAGUAAAUCAUCCGGAGAUUGAAGGAAGUAGUGAUGAAGAUGAUUACUUGGGGUUUGAAAAUAACAGGUCAGUGAAGUUUGCUAGUCCCCCUUCUUUAACCAAAGUGAUGAUUGAAGCAUCCAAACAGCAGGAAACAAGCCCUUCUUCUCUCAAGAAGAAAGCCCAAAAGAAAACCUUAAUUCCUUCACUUAGUGGGAUUUUCUCAAGAAAAAAAGGUGGUCAAUCUACAAGAACACCGAAAUCUUUCAAAUGAAAAAACGUGGUUCUUCUAACUAAUUCAAAGUCGAUUAAUUUUGAUUUUGAUCAGCACCUUAUGAUGGGUCCUAUAUAUAUGAACGGAGACCCACCAAUUGAGGAUUAUGAGAUGAGAUGAGGUACCCGAAUUACACAAGUUAUAUUUCAAAUAUUGCGUAGGAAAUAAAAUGAUCUUUCAUUUGUUGCCAAAUGUUAGGCUUGUUUAGUUCCCUAUAAUGAUGAGUUA